AUGUUUAGUGAUAAUGAAGAUAUUGUUGUUCAUUCUUCAAGCUUUGAUAAAAACCAUAAAAAACAAAAAAUAUCCAAUACAUACACAUCAGGCUUAGAAUUAUCUCAAACCAAAUAUGGUAAUAUAGUUGAUAGUAAUAACCAUAAUGCAUCUAAUGAGUGCUAUAACUUGGCUAAUAGUAAUAGUGAUACUGUAACUGAUAAGAAUAACAAUCCAAUUAAUGAAGAAUCUUCAAUCUUAUCAAAUGAACCUAAUGAUAUAUUAAAUUCACUAAAUCUGAAAGAAAUAAAAACAAUCAUAAAAUGUCUAGUUGAAGUUUACAAAAAUCAUAAAAAUAAAUUAUGUGAACAUAUUAUGGGGUCAGUAAAUAGUUUAACAGGAAAUUAUAUCAGGCACUUAGCAAUGCGACAUGGCAUUACUAAAAAUCAGAAAUUUGUUGAACUUUUAAUUAAAGAUCAGCAACCAAUAAGUAUUCGAAAUGAUGAAGGCCUCAAAGACUUUAUUGCAGAAUUCAAUCUAUCAUACAAAUUUCCAAGUGAAAAAUAUUGUCAACAAUUACUUUCUGAAACAUAUAAAAAUAUCAAGCAAUCCUUAUUAAGUAUAUUUGAAAAAAAUAUUAUAUUAUGUUCUCUAACUUGUGAUUUAUGGACUAGAUGUAAUAAAUUAGGUGCAAUCAAUACAAUUACUAAUAAUCUUAUACUUACUGAUGAUGUUGAACUAUGGGAAGUAAAUUAUAAAGAUGAUAUAAUUGUUUUUGAUGAUACUAAUUUAAAUGAAGAUCAUAUUGAGUCUAUAAAUCUUCAAAAACAACUAAAUAUUCCUCAAGAUUUACCAUCAGAAGAAGAAAUAUUGGCUGCAUUACUCGAUCUUCAAUGUAAAGCAUUAAGUUUUACUUCAGAGUCUUUAAAAUUCAAAACUUAUGAUUCAUUGUGUAAAGUAUAUCAACAACAUCAAAAUCAAACAAAUAUAUCACUCAUUAAACUAUUAUUACCAUCUACAAAUAAAUUAUUGGCCUCUAUGUUUCAAUUAAAUAAUGCUCAAGUAGAUGAAGUCUCUGACUAUAUUGGAAUACCAAAAAUUCUCUAUGACCAAUGCCCCUUUAAAUAG
Messenger RNA from Cetraspora pellucida, 1107 nucleotides. NCBI's taxonomy places the organism in Eukaryota, Fungi, Glomeromycota, Glomeromycetes, Diversisporales, Gigasporaceae. The record is from the annotation of a GenBank genome assembly.